AUGACCGCUCCACCCCGCAAAAUCAACCUCGUGCGAAUAGCACACAUAAACUAUACCUACCAAAAUCUUGGACGAGCCGAAGCCUUCUUCCGCGACUUUGGCUUCGUAGAGGCCUCUCGCGAGGGCACUCGCGUAUACUACCGGGGCUACGGGCCCGAACCCUUCGUCCUCUGCGCCGAAGCCGGUGUCAAAGACGGCUUCGGCGGCGCGGCCUUUGUCGUUGAGUCCGAGGAGGAUCUUGAGUAUGCGUCCAAGACGCUCCCCGGGGCUUCGGAGCCGUACGAGUUGAGCAAGGCUCCUGGUGGAGGCCGCCGACUGAGAAGCACAGAGAGGCGGGCACAUUUCAGCGGUUUGAUAAAGGUAAGUCGAGAUCUCAACGUGUUUUUGGUCAAUUCAACUUACAAGUCUAUUGGUCCGGCACCGGUGCACAAACUGGGACACUUUGGCGCGUGCGUGACGGAUUUUCAGCAAACGUACGACUUCUUCACGACUCGGUUCAACUUCAUCCCCAGCGACCUCGUGCACGACGAAACCGGACGCAACGUCACAGUCUUCCUACGGCUCGACCGCGGCGAAGAACUCGUAGACCACCACUCCUUCUUCUUCUUUGAGGGCCCAAAGUUCCAUGUCCAUCACGCCUCCUUUGAGACCCACGACUCGGAUCUGCAGUUCCUCGGGCAUGACUGGCUUCGCGAGCGGGGGUAUGAGAAUUGCUGGGGCGUUGGGCGGCAUGUCAUGGGGAGUCAAAUCUUUGAUUAUUGGUUCGACCCUAGCAAGUUCAUCUUUGAGCACUACGUCGACGGCGAUCAAAUGAAUAGUUCUCAUCCGCCGAAUCAUUCCAAGGCGUCUCCUGAUAGCCUUCACAUCUGGGGGCCUGAUCUCCCGGAGGGAUUCUUACUUUGA
This is a messenger RNA of Colletotrichum costaricense, 903 nucleotides long. RefSeq names its product glyoxalase. Lineage: Eukaryota; Fungi; Ascomycota; Sordariomycetes; Glomerellales; Glomerellaceae. The coding region runs from base 1 to 903 and encodes 300 amino acids. Gene Ontology annotation, biological process: L-methylmalonyl-CoA metabolic process. Gene Ontology annotation, molecular function: methylmalonyl-CoA epimerase activity. Gene Ontology annotation, cellular component: mitochondrion. The transcript has 5 exons. The record is from RefSeq and is a predicted model, not a curated record.